Molecule: messenger RNA, 1272 nt
Organism: Wyeomyia smithii (pitcher-plant mosquito)
Lineage: Eukaryota; Metazoa; Arthropoda; Insecta; Diptera; Culicidae
Gene: IFT46
Product: intraflagellar transport protein 46 homolog
Exons: 5
Coding region: 116-1051 (311 amino acids)
Biological process (GO): intraciliary transport; cilium assembly
Cellular component (GO): intraciliary transport particle B; motile cilium; centrosome
Source: RefSeq, a predicted model, not a curated record
CUCACCUUCCACUGGUCAACAAAUCGGUUGCCAUGGUUUGUGGUUUGCGACCACUUAAAUAACAAACUUUUUGACUAAACACGGUUUGCAAUCAACACAAAAACCAAAAACGACCAUGGAUUUGUACGAUGAAAUGUACGAAAUCAAAAACAGUCGUGAGAUUGACGACAGUCCUCCACCCGAUCUGGAUGUGUCCGGUUCGUUAAAAUUUCUACACGACAAACAACCCAGCGAGGAAAAAUCCAUUAAGGACGACAGUGCGCAUAUCGACGAAAUUGAUGAGGAGGUUCCGAAACCUGCGAAACCCAAAGACAUCUUUAUCAAGCGGGAGAGUUUGCAAAAGCAUGACUCCCUGACGGACAGCAGCGGCAGCAUAUCCGAGGACGAGAAAGAGCCGCCAAAAAAACUUAUCGAUGAAAAGGAAUUUAAUCCCAAGUUCUACGAAAACAUCGAAGCUCCGAAUGAGCUGAAGGACAUUUUCCAGUACAUCACACGCUUUUCACCACAGCGUGUCAGUAUCGACUACAAGCUGAAGAUUUUCGUUCCGGAUUUCAUCCCUUCGGUUGGGGAUAUCGAUGCCUUUCUGAAGAUUUACUCGCCGCCGUUUUUGAACGAGGAUAAGAAAAAUACGCUAUCCGAGCAUAUUAGGAAGCUUGGUUUAGAAACUUUGGACGAGCCAUGUGGCGAGCAGAGCGAUCGGGUUCUUCUGCAGAUGAAGAUGCGGUCGAUUUUUACGAAGCCAUUGGAAACUCCGUCGGCUAUCGCGAAGAGUCCGAAGGAUAUCGACCGGUGGAUAACGGAGAUUCAAUCACUUAAGGCGAACCAAUCGGCCACCCAGAAUCUGAACUUACUCAAAGCCAGCGCGGUUAACAUCGACAGUCUAAUGUCCGAGUGGCCGGAGGAGGUUGAAAAAAUGCUUGAUGCGGUCGGGUUUCCCUCGGCGGAUCUGGACUGCUCGUUGACCAGCUCAGCUCAGCGUCUACCCGUUAUCUUCGUCCGGCGCCGUAUCUCGCCAAUUCGAAACUCGACGAACUGCUUAUAUCGACGCUGAUCGGAAAGAAUCCAUAACAGUACAACACUUGCGUCGAGCCAUUAAACCACUUGCUCAAUCUUCAAGCUGUAACUCUCGAUAACCGUCUGUGCCAGUCGCGCUUCAAGGACAGCAACUCGAAGCUUCAGGUGCGUGAUUGACAGUUACUUAACAGAGCCACCUUUGACCAGCUCAUAACCAGCGCAUAUUUCUCGAGAAACAUUUCAAAAGGUCCUAUCUGA